AUGGUACGCACCUCCACUCGCCGUCGCCCUUGGGCAGCGGCAGCGGCAGUCAUAUCCAACACCACAACGGGACAAAACACGACCACAACAUCCUUCCUGCUAGCCAACCUCCAUUGUCCAACUUGCGUAUCAACGAUCAAGGACGCUCUCUUGCACGACUCCGGCAACGAGAAUCUGAUCAAGUGGGUUUCACCAAACGUGGUGACCUCGGUGGUGACGGUCGAGCACACACCCGCAGCGUCUGUCCGACGCAUGCGCGACGCCCUCGAGGAGAGCGGAUUCGAGAUAUGCGGUAUCACGAACUCGGCGGGCGACGUUUCUGACUUAGAUCUAGACCUGGAAGCAGCGGGAGGAAGUCAGCAGCAACAAGGGGAAAGCAGCAACAGCGACAGCAGCGGACACUGUAACAACAACACCAACGACACGGAUAUCAACGGCACCAACAUGGACCGACCAACGUCGGCACUUAGCAGGUGGUUCAGGCCACUUGGCCGGCAGUCCUCGCACCAAUCCCAAAAGAACCGGGCCCACUUGGCCAACUGUGAACAAUGCCGCAACAACAAUGCGGUGGGAAUGAUCGAAACAGACGAAAAGCGGGCGGCCGGGACUAUGUCCCACCAUGACACUUUGCCUUUGAGCAAGCCAACCAGCCCGCUCGUAAGCUCGGGCCCUGUCUCGCAUGCUGGCAUUCGCACUGGCACUGGCACGAGCACGGCAAUGGACGCCAGCAAACAAGGCUCCUUCGUCGCGAUCGAAAGUGACACGGACGUGCCUCAGCUAUGGCGUGUGUCGUUGGCCGUCGGGGGCAUGACGUGUUCCGCCUGCGCCAACAUGAUCACCGAGGGUUUGAAGAAGCACAGCUGGGUGGCUAACGUGGUGGUGAACCUGGUUGGGAAUAGCGCGGUGGUGGACGUGAAGGAGAAGGAGAAGGCCGAUGAGGUGGUCGAGGCCGUCGAGGAUCUCGGGUAUGAGGCCACGCUGGACUCGGUGACCGAGCUCAGCCAGGGCAAGCAGCAACGCAAAGGCAAAGCCGGUGGUGUUGUGACAACAACAGACCCAGCUACAUCCGACCUCUGGAGAGCCACCGUAGCCAUCGGCGGCAUGACUUGUGCAGCGUGCUCCAACAACAUCACACGCGAGUUGAAGAAGAAAGACUGGGUGCGGGAUAUCGCGGUCAACCUGCUCACCAACAGCGCGGCGAUCGACGUGCAGGGCCGGGCCAACGCGGACAAGCUAGUCGAUGAGAUUGAGGAUCUCGGCUACGACGCGGCACUAGACGCCGUCGUCAGCCUUGCGCAGGAAACAGACAACGGAGAAGAGGAAGAGCCCGAGCGCACCGUCGAAAUCCGUAUCGAGGGUCUGUACUGCGAGCACUGCCCGGAGCGGGUUACCAGCAGUCUCGCGGGGUUUCGUAGUGACAACAGCAACGGCCGACGACGACAACUGGAGGUGCUGACGCCGCCGACUCGCCAGCGGCCGAUCCUCAAGCUUACAUACACACCAAACGCGCCGGGCUUCACCAUCCGCACGAUCCUCGCAGCCAUCGAGGCCAGCGACCCCGGGUUCACGGCAUCGGUGUACCACCCGCCGACGCUCGAAGAACGCUCCAAGCAGAUCCAGCGCCAGCACCGCCGGCAGAUCUUGUUCCGCACCAUCUUCACCGGCAUCGUGUGCAUCCCGUCGUUCGUGAUAGGUAUUGUCUACAUGUCGCUGGUGCCCCACACGCCGGACGGAGCCAAGCACUUUUUGAUGAAAAGCUGGGUGUCGGGCAUCAGCCGGGCACAGAUCGCGCUGUUCAUCAUGGCCACGCCCGUGUACUUCUUCGCGGCCGACCUGUUCCACCGACGCGCCAUCAAGGAAAUCCGCACGCUGUGGCGUCGUGGCAGUCGCGUGCCCCUGUUGCAGCGAUUCUAUCGGUUCGGCAGCAUGAACACGCUCAUGUCGCUGGGGACGACAAUCGCGUUCAUCAGCUCGGUCAGCCAGAUGAUUGCUGCGGCGGUGUAUCAACCCGCCGAAGUUAACGACAGCAACUUUUAUUUCGACUCGGUCGUGUUCCUGACUUUCUUCCUGCUGCUCGGCCGACUGAUCGAGAGUUACAGCAAGAGCAAAACCGGCGACGCCGUCGAGAUGCUCGGCAAGCUGCGGCCGACGACCGCGGUGCUGGUCGAAGGGUACGGGACCGAAAAAGAAGCGGAUGUCGUCGUCAAGGCCGACCUGCUCGACUUCGGCGAUGUCGUCCGCGUCACGCACGGCGCAUCUCCGCCAGCCGACGGCGUCGUGGUCCGCGGGCAGAGCAAUUUUGACGAGUCCAGCCUGACGGGCGAGUCCCGGCUGGUGGCCAAGGCGGUCGGCGACGGGGUAUUCGCGGGCACAGUCAACAAGGACGCGUCGCUGCUGGUGCGUAUCACAGGCGUGGCCGGGUCGUCCAUGCUCGACCAGAUUGUGCAUGUCGUGCGCGAGGGGCAGACCAAGCGCGCGCCUAUCGAGCAGGUCGCUGAUUUGUUGACGUCGUAUUUCGUCCCUGUCGUCACUUUUAUCGCUGUGUUUACGUGGAUCAUCUGGCUCUCGCUUGGCCUUGGUGGGCAUAUUCCGGACCAUUACCUGGAUGUCACCUCGGGCGGGUGGGUCGCCUUCUCGCUGCAGUUUGCCAUUUCCGUGUUUGUCGUCGCCUGCCCGUGUGGUUUGGCGUUGGCGGCUCCCACGGCGAUUUUUGUUGGGAGUGGGCUGGCGGCGAAGCAUGGGAUCUUAGCCAAGGGCGGAGGCGAGGCGUUUGAGAAGGCCAGUCGGAUUGAUUGUGUUGUUUUUGACAAGACGGGCACGUUGACGGUGGGCGGGGAGCCGAAGAUCACGGACUCGGAGGUGUAUCCGGAGGAGGAAGGGGAGAAGGAGGCCGUGUUGGCGACAUUGAAGGCUGUUGAGGAGAACAGCAGUCAUCCGAUUGCUAAGGCGAUUGUGGCGUUUUGUGCGGAGCAUACCUCGGCGCGGGUGGAUAUCGAUGGGUUGCAAGAGGUUCCCGGGAAGGGCAUGAAGGCAACCUAUCGGGGCACCUCGGGACAGGAGGAGGGUAGUACUCGUGCGUUCGAACUCGCGGUGGGCAAUGAAGCGUUCAUGGCCGAUUUCGCCGUCACCAUCCCAAACACAACGACCGCCACGCUCCAACGCUGGAAGUCCGAAGCCAAGUCUGUCGCUCUGGUCGCUACCCGGGCUAUCACCCCCACCACAGAGCCAGAGUCAGACAACACAAACAACUGGACCCUCGCGGCCGCGCUCUCCAUCUCCGAUCCCAUCCGCCCCGAAGCCCCGCGCAUCAUCGCCGCCCUCCAAGGCCGCGGUACCCGCGUCUGGAUGCUCUCAGGCGACAACCCGACCACCGCCGCAGCCGUAGCCGCCCAGCUCGGCAUCCCCCCGGACCAAGUCAUCGCCGGCGUCCUGCCCACCGGCAAAGCCGACAAGAUCAAGUACCUCCAAUCCACCCUCCGUGCCGGCUCCUCUUCGGACUCCAACCCCUCGGAGAAAACCCAACGCGCCAUGGUAGCCAUGAUCGGCGACGGCAUCAACGAUUCCCCGGCCCUCGCCACAGCCGACGUCGGCGUAGCCAUCGGGUCCGGCGCCGACGUAGCCAUCAGCAGCGCCGACUUUGUCCUCGUCAAAUCUGACCUGCGAGCCGUCGUCGACCUGCUGGAUUUGUCGAGGGUCGUGUUCCGGAGGAUUAAAUUCAAUUUUGGCUGGGCGGUGGUGUAUAAUUGUGUGGCGCUGCCGGUGGCGGCGGGGGCGUUUUAUCCGAUUAUGAGCAAGGGCCAGCAUGUUAGGUUGGAUCCGGUUUGGGCGAGUUUGGCGAUGGCGUUGAGUAGUAUUAGUGUGGUGUUGAGUUCGUUGAUGUUGAGGGUUGGGGUGAGGGGGGUCGGGUUCCGGGAGAGGAGGAUUGAGUGA
Messenger RNA from Dichotomopilus funicola, 3930 nucleotides. Its product is annotated as E1-E2 ATPase-domain-containing protein. NCBI's taxonomy places the organism in Eukaryota, Fungi, Ascomycota, Sordariomycetes, Sordariales, Chaetomiaceae. The record is from RefSeq and is a predicted model, not a curated record. The transcript has 2 exons. The coding region runs from base 1 to 3930 and encodes 1309 amino acids. Gene Ontology annotation, biological process: monoatomic cation transport; copper ion homeostasis. Gene Ontology annotation, cellular component: membrane. Gene Ontology annotation, molecular function: P-type divalent copper transporter activity; ATP hydrolysis activity; copper ion binding.